Messenger RNA from Quercus robur (English oak), 1328 nucleotides. RefSeq lists its product as uncharacterized. Lineage: Eukaryota; Viridiplantae; Streptophyta; Magnoliopsida; Fagales; Fagaceae. The transcript has 6 exons. Bases 171 to 947 code for a protein of 258 amino acids. The record is from RefSeq and is a predicted model, not a curated record.
AUUGACUGACUCGUAGCCAGGCUAGUUUUACAAAUUGUUCUUCUCCAACCCAACACAUACCGAGUCUCGGAGAGGACUCGCUAAAAUGAUUCUGACAAUUGCGGCUUAGCUUCAGGGCUGCCCUCGGUGGCUCUCUCUCUCAGAGCAAUAAUAACAUUUGUGCUGUGAAAAUGAAUAGCGCCAUGAAAGCAGCAGCUCUGAUAAACUCAAAAGCCAGCUGCUUUCAUUUGAGGACUGCCCUUUUUCAUUCUACUCCUCCCCUCGAUCGUAAAAGACGCAUUUUCUGGGAAUCUAGACCCAACUAUAAUUCAAAAAGGUUCAGAAAGCUGCAUGCAAAACAAACAUUAUUGCGCAACGUCGGCGCUUAUGCAGACUUCCUGUUUCAGAGCUGGCAGGAUGAAGAUGAUGAGGAUGACCCAUCUUCAAGUAGAGGCACCUCAUGGUUUAAAAAGCAAUACUCUGCUAAGGGUUCCAAAAGGAACUGGACUGGGAAUCGAGGAACCAAGCAAUGGGGCAGAAGAGGUUUCCAUUUUUGUGAAGAAGAUGAUGUUGAUGUUGAGAACAUUUUCCGAGAUGCAUUUGGUGGGAACCGUUUUUUCUAUUGGUCCUUUAUUAAUGAAGAGAAUCCUCAAUGGAGGAGCUCAUCAAACUAUAACAACUAUGGGAGGUCCUGGAAAUGGAAUUGGAGGCAUCGGACUGAAGAAACAUAUGAUUCUUCAUCUGAGUAUGAGAGUUUGGAGCUGGAUUUGGCUUCAGAUAGGCUGGCCCUUGGAUUGAGUGCUUCUGGUCCUCUAAAACUUGAAGACGUUAAAAAUGCAUAUCGAGUCUGUGCACUAAAAUGGCAUCCUGAUCGCCAUCAGGGCUCUUCAAAGGCUGUUGCGGAAGAAAAGUUCAAGCACUGCAGUGCAGCAUAUCAAUCUUUAUGUGAUAAGCUGGCAGUAGAUUGAGGAUUUUUCAGAGCAUGCUAGUCUGAACCCUAGAUCCAUUCAACUUGUUGCUGUUUAAUUCAGCAUUGUAGUAGAUGUAGCUUACCGAUCACAUUUUUAUUCAAUUCCAUAGUUAGGAUUUUUUUUUUCGAGAACUGUGUCAGGAUUGCCACUAUGGUUUCUCCCUAGGGGCAUACUGAGCGAUGGCCAUGCAACGAUGGCAUUAGUUUGUAAUUCUGCAUUACUAGAUGCCUUCAUGUUCUUGAUUUAUAUUUUUACGAAGGAUGUAAUUUUUUUUUUCUUUUUUGUACUAUUACCUGUAUAUUUGCUUUAUGCUUGAAGGCAUAAAUAAUUAAUUGAUGACAAUAAGAUUGCAAUACAUGGUUAUAAGUUUGCGCUUUA